This is a messenger RNA of Ophidiomyces ophidiicola, 3636 nucleotides long. It is a transcript of the gene MSH6, whose product is annotated as DNA mismatch repair protein msh6. Gene Ontology annotation, biological process: mismatch repair. The coding region runs from base 1 to 3636 and encodes 1211 amino acids. Gene Ontology annotation, cellular component: MutSalpha complex; nucleus. Gene Ontology annotation, molecular function: ATP binding; mismatched DNA binding; ATP-dependent DNA damage sensor activity. The transcript is spliced from 4 exons. Lineage: Eukaryota; Fungi; Ascomycota; Eurotiomycetes; Onygenales; Onygenaceae. The record is from RefSeq and is a predicted model, not a curated record.
AUGAAGAGCCAGAAGUCCAUCCUGGGCUUCUUCCAGUCCAAAUCGUCACCCUCCACUCUGCCAACUGCUCAACGUGCCAGUGCUGUCAAACAAGAGCUAGUCUCAUCACCAACCCGAGCAUCCUCUGCAAAACUAUCACGAAGCUUUGCAUCUGCCAAUACGAAGUCAACGCAGUCGCCCGAUGCAAGACAGUGCCAGCCUCCUCAUUUGACACCUGCUCCUAGCAGCGAUGCUAUAGAACCAGGGUCUGACGAUCUUAACACACGGAAGACUACAAUAGAAAGGUCGAAGGAAAGUUUUAAGACCGUGGACGCUAGCUUGCCCUCUCCUGCUACGUCUGCUAACGACCGUGACGGAGAGCAGACUGAGAAAGAUACGCGAGAUUCGAUUACCCCAAGCCGACGCGCUAAGAAACCAGUGAGCUAUUUAGAAUCAGAUGAUGACAUUAUCGUGGACUCUAGAAUAAGGCGCCAGGGCCGCCCUCAGCCAACCAAAAAAAGAAAGAGUCUUCCAGUGACAGAUAACGAGGAUGAAUUUCAACUCGAUGAUAAUGCAGAGUUUUUUGAUGAUGAUAUGGACGACUUUAUUGUUGCCGACGACUCUGAGGACGAUGUAAGGCCGACGAAAAAAGUUAAAAGAUCCUCCAAGAUCCAAUGCGCUAAACAGUCUCAUGUUGCUUCUAUCCAAAACGAGGGUAUGAAUCCAGCGAUGGCUGAAUCAGCCUCAGGAACCGCGCUGAAAUGGACAUAUGAUCCGAACAAUAAGGGACCCCAUCAACGCCAAAAGAUCCCGGCACAAUCCUCAUCAAAAUCUGAGAAGAAAAAAUUAAAAGCUCAUAUGACAGAGCCGGAGAAGCGGUAUCCAUGGCUUGCGAAUGUCCUAGACAUGGAUAAAAAUGCCCCCGGCCACCCCGACUACGAUCCUCGAACACUAUACAUUCCGCCUCUGGCAUGGACCAAAUUCUCCCCUUUUGAAAAACAAUACUGGGAAAUCAAGCAAAAAUUUUGGGACACUGUUGUAUUCUUCAAAAAGGGGAAGUUUUACGAGCUGUAUGAAAACGACGCCACCAUCGGCCACCAGCUGUUUGACCUUAAACUCACCGAUAGAGUUAAUAUGCGGAUGGUGGGAGUUCCAGAAAUGAGCUUAGAACACUGGGCAAAUCAGUUCGUUGCCAAAGGAUAUAAGAUUGCCCGCGUCGACCAAUCGGAAUCCGCUCUUGGUAAAGAGAUGCGGGAAAGAGACGAUAAAAAGAAAGGCGAUAAGAUUAUCAAACGAGAAUUGAGCUGCGUCCUUACUGCUGGUACACUUGUCGACGGCUCUAUGCUUCAAGACGAUAUGUCGACAUACUGCACCGCUAUCAAGGAAGCCCUUAUUGAUGAUCUCCCGGCCUUUGGGGUAACGUUUGUGGAUACGGCAACAGGCCAAUUUUUCCUAACUGAGUUUGUUGAUGACAUCGAUAUGACCAAGUUUGAAACCCUAGUCGCUCAAACCAGACCCCAAGAGCUCUUGCUAGAGAAAUCAUACAUGUCACCAAAAGCUCUUCGAAUUUUAAAGAAUAAUACAAAUCCUACAACAAUCUGGAACUACUUGAAACCAGGAAAAGAAUUUUGGAACGCAGAUAUGACUCGCAGGGAGCUUGAUGCAAGCAAGUAUUUUGUCUCUGCCGAUCAAGACGAUGUUGAAGCAUGGCCAGCCGUCCUACGAGAGGCCAAAGACAAAGAUCUUGUGAUAUCUUCAUUUGGUGCUUUAAUGCAAUAUUUACGAAUGCUUAAGAUAGAGCGGGAUCUCAUCACCAUCGGCAAUUUCACCUGGUACGACCCGAUCAGGAAGACAUCGAGCCUUGUUCUGGAUGGACAGACCUUAAUCAACCUUGAAGUAUUUGCAAAUUCCUAUGAUGGAGGCCCCGAGGGAACAUUGUUUCGGCUUCUUAAUCGAUGCAUCACGCCGUUCGGGAAGAGACUGUUUAAGCAAUGGGUUUGUCACCCACUCAUGGAUUCCGAUAGGAUCAACGCCCGGCUUGAUGCUGUCGAUGCGUUGAACGCAGACGAUAACGUACGAGAACAAUUUUCAUCGCAGUUAUCUAAAUUGCCAGACCUUGAACGACUCAUUUCUCGCGUCCAUGCAGGAGGAUGUAAAUGCCAAGAUUUUGUACGUGUGCUCGAAGGGUUUGAACAAAUUGACUACACUGUCAGCCUUCUUAAACAAACCGGUAGUGGUGAGGGCAUCAUUGGGCAGCUUAUCUCUUCUAUGCCGAAUUUAGAUGGCUUAUUACAAUACUGGAAAACGGCAUUCGACCGAACAAAGGCGAAGGAGAGUGGUGUACUUGUGCCAGAGCCGGGAGUAGAAGAAGAUUUCGAUAUUUCAACGGAGCGUGUUCAAAAGAUAGAGCAUGAUCUUGAACAGCUGUUGAAAAGGGUACGACGCGAACUAAACUGCUCCGCAAUUGUGUACCGGGACAACGGCAAGGAAAUAUACCAACUCGAGAUUCCUAUCAAAGUGAAAAAUAUCCCAAAGGGAUGGGAUCAGAUGUCCGCAACGAAGCAAGUCAAGAGAUACUACUUCCCUGAACUUCGGACCCUGAUUAGAAAGCUUCAAGAGGCACAAGAAAUUCACAGCCAGACUUCAAAGGAGGUUAUGGGCCGUUUUUGUGGUCGUUUCGAUGAAAACUAUUUAACAUGGCUUUCCGCAAUCAAGAUAAUCGCGCAGCUUGACUGUUUGAUCAGCUUAGCAAAGGCGUCUGCAGCUAUAGGAUACCCUAGCUGCCGCCCGCAUUUUAUUCAUAAAGAGCGUAGCGUUCUUGAAUUCCAGGAGCUUCGUCACCCUUGCAUGCUAUCUAGUGUGAGUGAUUUUAUCCCUAAUAAUAUCAAGCUCGGCGGGGAAUGCUCCAGCAUCAAUCUUCUUACGGGAGCCAACGCAGCCGGAAAGUCAACUGUGCUGAGGAUGACUUGUACUGCGGUGAUUAUGGCUCAGAUUGGAUGCUAUGUACCUUGUGAAUCCGCAACACUUACCCCCGUCGAUCGCAUUAUGUCUAGACUUGGGGCGAACGAUAAUAUUUUCGGCGCCCAGUCGACAUUCUUUGUUGAAUUGUCAGAGACCAAGAAGAUCUUAUCGGAAGCGACACCUCGAUCCCUCGUCAUUUUAGACGAACUGGGCCGUGGCACAAGUUCUUACGAUGGAGUGGCCGUCGCCCAAGCAGUACUUCAUCAUAUUGCAACACAUAUAGGGGCAAUGGGUUUCUUCGCGACGCACUACCAUUCCCUUGCCGCUGAAUUUGAAGGACACCCAGAGAUUUCCCCGCGCCGCAUGCAAAUCCAUGUCGACGACGAAGAUAGACGGGUCACGUUCUUAUACAAAUUGGAAGCUGGAGUCGCAGAAGGAAGUUUUGGGAUGCAUUGUGCCUCUAUGUGUGGCAUUCCAAACAAAGUCGUUGAGAGAGCAGAGGUCGCAGCGAAGGAGUGGGAGCACACCAGUCGACUCAAGGAAAGCGUCGAGAAGAAAAAAGGGAGCGGAUUGCUUGGGUUGGGCUGGUGGAGUGAUGUCGCAUGGAUUCUUAAAGAUGAUGCUUCACAAACUGCCAACCAAGAGUUCCAGGAGAGAGGCAUCGACGUUCUCCUAAAAGCAAUUGAGAAUAUGUGA